Aspergillus heteromorphus CBS 117.55 is the source of this 981-nucleotide messenger RNA. RefSeq names its product OST3/OST6 family protein. Bases 1 to 981 code for a protein of 326 amino acids. The record is from RefSeq and is a predicted model, not a curated record. NCBI's taxonomy places the organism in Eukaryota, Fungi, Ascomycota, Eurotiomycetes, Eurotiales, Aspergillaceae. The transcript has 4 exons. Gene Ontology annotation, cellular component: oligosaccharyltransferase complex.
AUGAAGCUUCUCAGUCUCUUUGUGUCAUUUAUCUGCAUAAUCCCAAUUGCUUUCUGCAGUGUCCCCGAUACGGAAAAAUUUGAACGAUACCAUUCACUCUCUCGCGUCGCUCCAAUCGAACUUGAUGACUCAUCAUACGAAGAUAUAACAGCAAAACCUCGCGAAUAUCACAUCGCAGUUCUUUUGACUGCCGCGGAGGCUCGCUAUGGGUGUAUUCUCUGUCGCGAAUUUCAGCCAGAAUGGGAGCUCAUAGCGCGGAGUUGGAACAAAGGCUCAAAGCCUAAUGGACUAAGGAUGCUUUUCGCUACACUUGAUUUCAGCAAUGGGAAAGGGACCUUCCAGAAGCUAAUGCUUCAAACUGCACCUGUCCUCCUUGUCUUCCCUCCGACUAUUGGUCCCUUUGCAAAGGUUGACGACGCUCCUUUGCGAUUUGACUUCAGCGGUCCCAUCUCCGCCGACCAGCUAUAUACAUGGAUUAACCGUCAUCUCCCAGAGGGGCCGAAACCGCCUCUUGUUCGCCCGAUUAACUACAUGCGGAUUGUCUCGGUUGUUACGAUAUUGAUGGCUGCAAUAACCCUUUUCACUAUUUUAUCGCCUUAUAUUCUACCAAUUGUACGAAACCGGAACUUGUGGGCUGCUUUCAGCCUGAUAGCCAUACUUUUAUUUACAAGCGGUCAUAUGUUCAACCAUAUCCGCAAAGUCCCAUAUGUUGCAGGGGAUGGUAAGGGAGGUAUCAGCUAUUUUGCAGGGGGGUUUUCAAACCAGUUUGGUAUGGAAACACAGAUUAUCGCUGCUAUCUAUGCUGUCCUUUCCUUUGCGACUAUUGCAUUGGCAAUGAAGGUUCCCCGUAUUGCUGACACGAAGGCGCAACAAGUAGCUGUGGUCAUCUGGGGUUCUGUGCUUCUUGGCAUGUACAGCUUCCUUCUAAAUGUUUUCAAGGUAAAGAACGGCGGGUAUCCCUUCUUUCUUCCACCGUUCUAG